CUUAAGUAUGGUCAGUUUAAAGAAGGAAUCCGUUAGUUUAACACCUUUUCUUGAAGCGAACAAGUUGAGCGUGGCUUUCAAAAAUAGAACCCGAAAAUGUGCGACUACCAGAGGGAAUACUCCUUUAUUUUUGAGGACAGCUCCUGCGAGGGCGACGUCUCGAUGGCCGUCCACGACAAUGGAUUCGAGUCCUUGUGGCAGCAGGUGGGCGAGGAGAUGCGAAGGGAGCGGGAGAUGAACGAGCUCGAGCAACUUUUCCAGCAAAAGUUGACCCUGAGUCCGCCGGCCUUCGCAGAUCCAUGGAGAUUCUGACCGAACCGCUUAAAGCCAGCUCAUUGUGAUAUUUGUAUAUAAUAGAAUUAGCAGAUCAUCAAUCAUUCGCCAUAAUAGUGGCCUUCGUUAGAGCAUUUUUGACAAGUGCUCGUAGAUUUUAUAUUAUAACUACCAGUCCGAAACGGUUAUUGUAUACUUUUGUUCAAGCUUAGUUUAUGAAGUCAUCUGUCCGUGUUUUCAAAUGUUUGCUUUCGUGAAAAUUCGCUUUGUUUUGUCACUUUACCAAGUAAUCAAUUUGUACCAAGCUCAUGAUUGUCCUAGAUCUUAAAUUGGCAAUGCCUUGCCUUCGAUAUGGUAAACCAAUUGUAUUGGCCCAAAGAACACACAAUGUAUACAAGAGCAAAGUGGGAAGCUCAAAAUUGUCAAAUCCUUACCCAAAACGAUUCAAAUAAAUUUACAAUGUACAUAUACAUAAAGUAAAA
Drosophila rhopaloa is the source of this 755-nucleotide messenger RNA. RefSeq lists its product as uncharacterized. Bases 97 to 312 code for a protein of 71 amino acids. NCBI's taxonomy places the organism in Eukaryota, Metazoa, Arthropoda, Insecta, Diptera, Drosophilidae. The record is from RefSeq and is a predicted model, not a curated record. The transcript is spliced from 2 exons.